AUGGGCCGGAACAAGCAAUCGGGCGCGGUCUCUUGGGUCGCCGCCGGCCUUGUUCUUUUGGCCUCCGCCCCCACUCCGAUUCUCGCUCAUCCGUAUCCUUUGCAAAACAUCGCCAACAACCUCUUUUACGAGCUUGGUGACAAGUUCAUGAAACGCGACUGUGUCCAGCGAUGUGGCGCUGAUUCUCAGUACUGCUGCGGCUCUGGCGAGCAGUGCUACACCGUCAACAAUAUUGCUGGCUGUAGCACAGUCAAUGGCGGCGGAGGCUAUGGCAUCUACACUACAACAUGGACAGAGACGAACACUUUCACGAGCACAGUCACCACCAAUUGGCCCGAGACGACAAAGGCGUCGGGAGGAGGCAGCACCGGCGCGACUUGCGUUCCUCAGAACGACGGAGAGACGGCGUGCGGCAGCAUUUGCUGUGCCUCUAACCAGUACUGCGCCUACUCUGGCCAAUGCGCCCAGAAGGGCUGGGACAUCACAACAAUCACCUCUAACGGCGUUCCUAUCACGACACAGUUCUCUGCUCCUUACAGGGUCACCAGCACCGGGGCCACUGGCACGUUCGCAUCCCAGACGGCAACGGGAACCGGAACCGCGGUACCAAUCGCCGAUGAAGGUACUGGCGGUGGCUUGAGCGGCGGCGCCAUUGCGGGCAUCGUCAUCGGCACGCUCGCUGGUCUCGGCCUGCUCAUGCUGCUCUGCUUCUGCUGCAUUGCCCGUGGUCUCUGGGGCCUCAUCUUUGGUGGCAAGAAGAAGGAACGCAGUCGCGAGCGUGUCGAGGUUGUCGAAGAGAGAUAUUCGCGUCAUGGCAGCCGCAUGCCUUCGGCUCACUCUCAUCGCCCAUCUCACGGCGGUUGGUUCGGCGGGGGCCGCCCCGCAUCUGCCUCUCGUCGCAAGGAAGAGAAGAAGGAGGGCGCCAAGUGGUUGGGUCUCGGCGCCGCGGCCGCAACCAUGGCGGCUCUGUUGAACAUGAAGAAGGACAAACCCGCACGCAAGCCCGAGCGAUCAACAUACACCGACUCGUAUUACUCCUACACGGGGACAAGUCCCAAUCGAAUCUGA
This is a messenger RNA of Colletotrichum chrysophilum, 1068 nucleotides long. RefSeq lists its product as uncharacterized. The transcript has 2 exons. The record is from RefSeq and is a predicted model, not a curated record. Lineage: Eukaryota; Fungi; Ascomycota; Sordariomycetes; Glomerellales; Glomerellaceae. The coding region runs from base 1 to 1068 and encodes 355 amino acids.